GUUAAACCUGUCUAACUUCACUUUUGGACGCAAUUAUCACCAGUUAUACGAGAACUACAGCACUAUGCACACUCGCAUACAUAUUAUGUUCCUCAAAAUCCUGAAAAAGAUCUAUUAUGCUCUCUAGGAAGGAAAUGGGUGUAUCAACGAAUCAAAAGAUCGUGCAAGAAAAAAAUGGUUUACAAAAGGAUACCUAUAGCAGCGUGGAUACAAACGUAUCGUAAGGAUUACAUAGUAAGUGAUCUCGUUGCUGGUAUUACCGUAGGCCUUACCGUUAUACCACAGGCGAUAGCUUAUGCGAAUGUGGCAGGACUUCCUUUGCAGUAUGGUCUAUAUUCAUCUUUCAUGGCAUGCUUCGUGUAUACUAUCUUUGGAUCUUGUAAAGACGUUCCAGUUGGGCCAACUGCAAUUAUUGCAAUCUUGACAAGAGAAACGUUACAAAAAUCCGAUUUAGGGCCCGAUUUUGCGGUUCUUUUAACCUUCAUCUCUGGUUGCGCGUGUUUAUUAAUGGGAAUUUUACAUUUAGGUUUUUUAUUGGAUUUCAUAUCAGGACCUGUUUCGGUCGGUUUUACAUCGGCAGCAGCGAUAAUUAUUGCUACUAGCCAAGUGAAGGAUAUUCUAGGCAUUCAUAUCGGUGGUAGUAAAUUUGUCGAAGUAUGGCAAAAUAUAUUCGAAAAAAUUGGAGAAACAAAGCUCUGGGACAGUGCCUUGGGUAUCACUUGUAUAAUCGUACUUCUUCUUCUUAGAAAAAUCAAAGAUAUACCAUUUAUGCAAAAAGCGGCAAAAAUGUCAUCGAGAGUACAAGUAAUUAUGCAAAAAUCACUUUGGUUGCUAUCCACGGCACGAAAUAUUCUCGUGGUCCUCGUUUGCGGUGUUAUAUGCUGGCUUUUAGAAAGUCACUUAGGUUCCUCACCCGUUAAAUUGACGGGCCACGUUAAACAAGGACUUCCGGAAUUUCAGCUACCACCGUUUCAAACCUAUCACAAGAACGAAACCUAUAAUUUCGUCGAUAUGGUUUCCGCACUCGGUUCUGGAUGUCUAGUCAUUCCUUUAUUGAGCCUUUUAGAAACCAUCUCUAUUGCCAAAGUUUUUAAUGAAGGUAAACCAAUCGAUGCGACCCAAGAAAUGUUGGCUUUAGGCGUAUGCAACGUUGUGUCAGCUUUCGUUUCUUCCAUGCCCGUAAGCGGUGGCCUUAGUCGUGGUGCCGUAAAUCAUUCAUCCGGAGUAAAAACGACUCUUGGUGGUGUUUAUACUGGACUUUUAGUACUUGUAUCACUUCAGUUCCUUACCCCAUAUUUGUACUUUAUUCCUAAUGCCGCCCUUGCUGCAAUCAUCAUCGCGGCUGUCAUUUUUAUGGUGGAAUUACACGUGAUCAAGCCUAUAUGGAGAACAAAAAAAAUUGAUCUCAUACCAGCUGUGGCUACAUUUUUAUGCUGUCUUUUUAUAAGACUUGAAUUAGGUAUAGUAAUUGGUAUCGGUAUAAACGUUUUGUUCCUACUUUAUGCUUCAGCAAGACCAUCGCUACGAGUUCAUAAAGAUACAAGUAUCAACGGCUGUGAAUAUCUUGUCAUAACGCCCGAUAGAAGUCUCGUUUUUCCAAGUGUCGAAUACGUGCGGGCUGUAAUUAGUAAGCAAGGUACAAAACAGGGAACAGCGGUACCUGUUGUUAUAGAUUCUACACAUAUCCAAGCAGCAGAUUUUACAGCUGCAAAGGGAAUUAAAAGUUUAACGGAAGAUUUUUCGAAACGUGGACAACCUUUGAUUUUUCAUAAUUUGAAACCGAGUAUUAUUGAAAUUUUCAAAGGUGUAAAACCUUCUGGUUUAAAAUGUAGUUCUAGCGAACUUGAACUUAACGAUUGUUUGAAAGAAUUUUCAAAUUCGUCAACUACUAUGAACAGGUACUGAUAAUAUUUAGACUUUUAUAAAUUCCGUCCCAGAAGUACUCCUUUUUUUUAUUUUAUACAUAUCAGUAUUAUAUUAACUCGAAAACGAACAAUAUAGAUAAUAUUAUAAUAAAGAGGAACAAUAUGUUUUAAUAAUUAUUGUAAUUAAGUAUCAAUUAACCCUUUAGAUACAAUAUUACAUUAUAUGAUGAUAUGUAUGUAAUUUCACAUAAAUAAAAUAAAAACUUUUCAUUACUAAGAAUGUAUGUAAUACAUAUUAAUGAUGAAAAUAUAUUAAAUAUAUUAAUUUUAAAUAUUAUAAGAAGAAAAAUUAUGUUAUGAAUAUUGUGUCAAAAGGGUCUAAAAUUAUAAUUAUGUAAGAUUAUGAAAUAUGUAUAUAAAUUUAUAAAUGAAUAUAAAUUUAUAUAAUUUGUCAGUAGCAUUUUUUAUAUACAUGUAUUAUUGUACAUGCAAUUUAAAAAUUAUUAUAUAUAACAUAUAAUAAUAUGUAAUACUUUAUAUAUUAUUUCAAAAAAAAUUAAAAUUUUUUUAAGCAUUUUAUUCUAAAUCUUAUAUGAUAUACUAUAAAAAAAAAUCAAAAUUUUUAAGAGUAUAUCAUUUUUUUUUAAAUUAAAGAUAGUUAGUUUAAUAUAAGUAUAAAAAUAAAGUUUGAGUUUUUUUUUUAUUAUUAUAUCUAUUUUAUUUGUAAAUAUGAAAUUUUUUACUAUCAUAUUCUUUAAUUUUUGUCUAAAAUUCUUGCACCCAUUGCAGGUUCUGCUAUAUAAAAUGUUGCAUUUCCAGAAUAUCUGUAAUAAAAUAUUAUACAUAAAUAUCAUUAUCAAAUUCAAAAAUUAUAAAAGUGUUACAAAAACAAUAAUCUAACUUUGUUUUCAUGUGAUUGAUUGUUUGAUCAAUUACAUCUUUUCUUAAUAAUGUUAUUGUACAUCCACCAAAACCAGCACCAGUUAGACGGCUUCCUAAAACUCCAUUUAUUUCUCUUGCUGCUUUUACUAAAGUGUCCAAUUCAACUGAAGACACUUCAUAAUCAUUUUUUAAAGAAUCAUGACUUUCAUUCAUUAACUCUCCAAAUUUUUUGAUAUCUCCCUUUUCAAGAGCUUCUACAGCAUCAAUUGUUCUUUUAAUUUCUGUAACUACAUGACGAGUUCUUUUUAUCAUUUCUUCAGGUACAUUUUGUGAUUUUAAAACUAAAAAUAAAAAAAAAAUAUAAAAUAUUAAAAUUUAAUAAAAAAAAAAUACUUUUGCUUUUUUUUUCUUUUUUUUUUUGAUAUAAUUAUAUUUUUUAAUCUACCUUGAAUAUCACUCAUAGAUACUUCACGUAAACUUUUUUUAUUUAAUUUUUUUGCAACUUCAUAACAACAAUCUCUACGCUCACAAUAUGCGCUUGAACUUAAUUUAUGAGGCGCAUUAGAGUUAGUAAUUAGAAAGAUAUAAUCAUUUAUUUUUGAUAUAGGUAUUUGUUUAGUACUAAGAUCUUUACAAUCAAGAAGAAGAGCAUAACCUUCUUUGGCCAUCACAGAAAUAAAUUGAUCCAUGAUGCCACAUGGAACUCCAGCAAAAUCAUGUUCAGCUCGUUGACAAGCUAUUGCCUAAACAACACUUCUAAUAAAUUUUUCUGUUUUGGUAAAAUUAAAAUUAAAAUAAAUAAUGUAAUUAUACUUUAUCUUCUGGCUUUUCUGAUUCUAUACCAGUUAAUGCUUCCAAAAAUGUAUAAAUAGCAACUUCCAAAGCAGCUGAACUACUUAAACCAGCACCAACUGGUACAGUAGACAAAAUAAUAGCAUUAAAAGGUGGCACAUCAC
This is a messenger RNA of Apis cerana (Asiatic honeybee), 3703 nucleotides long. Its product is annotated as sodium-independent sulfate anion transporter. Gene Ontology annotation, biological process: transmembrane transport. Gene Ontology annotation, cellular component: membrane. NCBI's taxonomy places the organism in Eukaryota, Metazoa, Arthropoda, Insecta, Hymenoptera, Apidae. The record is from RefSeq and is a predicted model, not a curated record.